Pseudophryne corroboree (corroboree frog) is the source of this 667-nucleotide messenger RNA. RefSeq names its product FKBP prolyl isomerase 2 (gene FKBP2). Gene Ontology annotation, molecular function: peptidyl-prolyl cis-trans isomerase activity. Gene Ontology annotation, cellular component: endoplasmic reticulum. NCBI's taxonomy places the organism in Eukaryota, Metazoa, Chordata, Amphibia, Anura, Myobatrachidae. Bases 152 to 577 code for a protein of 141 amino acids. Gene Ontology annotation, biological process: protein peptidyl-prolyl isomerization. The record is from RefSeq and is a predicted model, not a curated record. The transcript is spliced from 6 exons.
GUUCUCCUAUUGGACGGGCUGAGUGGUGACGUACGCGGAUGCGGAAGAGGGGUUGAGUCGGUGUGAAGCUGAGGCGUGCAGACAGAUCAGGGGAGAGAACAUAUAAUUGCUUGUGACUGUUAACUGUUUGGGUGCUGAUCUUGCCAUCGUCAUGAACGCUCUGUUGCUCACCCCUUUAUGGUGUCUCCUUGUUGUUUCCUUGCUUCCCUCCACUUUUGCUAAAGAGGGAAGUAAGAAAUUACAAAUUGGAGUGAAGAAGAGAGUGGAGAACUGCCCUAUGAAGUCUCGGAAAGGAGACACCCUUACCAUGCAUUACACAGGGAAGCUUGAGGACGGCACAGAGUUUGAUAGCAGCAUACCCAGAAAUCAACCAUUCACCUUUACACUGGGCGCUGGACAAGUCAUUAAAGGCUGGGACCAGGGUCUGUUAGGAAUGUGCGAGGGAGAAAAAAGGAAGCUGGUCAUUCCUUCAGAAUUGGGGUAUGGUGAUAGGGGAGCACACCCAAAGAUUCCAGGAGGAGCCACUCUGGUCUUCGAGGUGGAGUUGAUAACUAUUGAAAGACGAUCAGAUUUGUAGAUGGGGCAGAGUCUCAUUAAUGGGGAUAGGGUCCAGAUUCUGGGGGAUGGCAGUGUCUCACACUGUGAUGAAUAAACACAGACACAAAAA